CCCGGGCAUGUGACUCGGUGUGUGCUGUGCCCGCAGGAGAUGCUGCAGGAUAAGGGCCUGUCGGAGAGCGAGGAGGCCUUCCGGGCCCCGGGCUCGGCGCUCGGCGAGGCCAGCGCUUCCAACGCCGCCAACGCCCCCGAGCCCGCGCUGGCUGCGCCGGGCCUCAGCGGAGCCGCGCUCGGCAGCCCCCCGGGCCCCGGCGCCGACGCCGCCGCCGCUGCCGCCGCCGCCGCGGAGCAGACCAUCGAGAACAUCAAGGUGGGCCUGCACGAGAAGGAGCUCUGGAAGAAGUUCCACGAGGCAGGCACUGAGAUGAUCAUCACCAAGGCGGGCAGGAGGAUGUUCCCCAGCUACAAGGUAAAAGUCACAGGCAUGAACCCCAAGACCAAAUAUAUCCUGCUGAUUGACAUCGUCCCUGCGGAUGACCACCGCUACAAAUUCUGUGACAACAAAUGGAUGGUGGCAGGGAAGGCUGAGCCGGCCAUGCCAGGAAGGCUCUAUGUCCACCCCGAUUCUCCUGCCACUGGGGCCCACUGGAUGCGGCAGCUGGUUUCCUUCCAGAAGCUGAAGCUCACAAACAACCACCUGGACCCCUUCGGCCAUAUCAUCCUCAACUCCAUGCACAAGUACCAGCCACGGCUACACAUCGUGAAGGCUGAUGAGAACAACGCUUUCGGCUCCAAAAACACAGCCUUCUGCACCCAUGUGUUCCCAGAGACUUCCUUCAUCUCUGUGACCUCCUACCAGAAUCACAAGAUCACACAGCUGAAGAUUGAGAACAACCCUUUUGCCAAGGGAUUCCGGGGCAGUGACGACAGUGACCUGCGUGUAGCCCGGUUGCAGAGCAAAGAAUAUCCUGUGAUCUCCAAAAGCAUCGUGAGGCAGAGGCUCGUCUCCACCCAGCUCUCAGCCAAGCCUGACGUCAGCCCCCUGCAUGGUGCCCACCAGGCGCUCCAGCACUACCAGUAUGAGAAUGGGGCUCACAUGCAGUUUGCUGCAGCUGAGCCACAGGACCUUCCCCUCAACACCUUCCCGGCCCAGAGGGACUCAAGCCUCUUCUAUCACUGCCUGAAAAGACGAGACAGUGCCCGCCAUCUGGACCUACCUUGCAAGCGAUCCUAUCUGGAAGCUCCCCCUGCAGUGGGAGAGGAUCAUUAUUUCCGUUCUCCCCCUCCCUACGACCAGCAGAUGCUGAGCCCCUCCUACUGCAGUGAGGUGACCCCAAGAGAAGCCUGUAUGUACUCAGGUUCGGGGCCCGAGAUUGCCGGGGUGUCUGGGGUGGACGACUUGCCCCCACCCCCCCUGAGCUGUAACAUGUGGACGUCAGUCUCCCCGUACACAAGCUACAGUGUUCAGACAAUGGAGACUGUGCCUUACCAGUCUUUCCCCGCCCACUUCACCGCCACCACUAUGAUGCCUCGGCUGCCCACUCUCUCCGCUCAGAGCUCCCAGCCGCCGGGAAACACGCACUUCAGCGUCUACAAUCAGCUCUCACAGGCUCAGGUCCGGGAGCGGGGGCCCGCUGCCUCCUUCCCGAGGGAGCGCGGCCUCCCCGCCGUGUGCGAGAGGAAGCCCCCCUCGCCACACCUGAAUGCUGCCAAUGAGUUUCUCUACUCUCAGAGCUUCUCCCUGUCCCGGGAAGCGUCCUUACAGUAUCAUUCAGGAAUGGGAACUGUGGAGAACUGGACUGACGGAUGACUCCCAUGUCCGGCGACAGCCCCAGGACCAUGUUAAUCCAGUGUUAACCUCUGUGGGUGGCCUGCGCUACCGAGAAACACAGGAAGGUAUUUCAAAGGGUGGGGUGUCUGCGUGUAUGUGUGCGUGUGUGCGCGUGUGCGUGUGUGAGCGUGCGCGCGCGCGUGUGUGCAUGCGCACGUUUGGAGAGCAUCCGCCUUCGGACGUACAGCUGAGGCCACGACAAGGGAAAGAACCGCAAUUAUCUAAGAAGUGACUUGGGCUGCAGGACCUGGGUCCACUGUUAGCUCACAUCUCUUGACAGGUGCAGGGAUGGGACGGCAGUGGAGAGUUCAUGUGAGUUACUCAGAGGUUUUGAUAAUAUAAUCUUUGAUUCACUCAGGGGCCAGGUGGUGAGGUCUCUCUCACAGGGAAGGUUGGGGGAAGACUCGCUUAGCUGGGGUGGGAGGGCUCUGUGCACAUCUUUGAGUUCCUGGCCUUCUGUUAGCAAGGGAAGCUGGAAAUCUUGUCUGGGGAGCAGGGGGCCCACUCUCCUGGAGAUUCCGUGAGACGACCUGAGACAUGCGCUGGGCUAAGCCACAAAGUGCGCUCUGAGAGUAGAGCUCACGGCUCAGUCAGUGGCCUGGAAAUUGAUCCCUGGAGUCCUGAGGUCUGAGGGAUGACUUUCAGAGAAGGUCAUGUGCUAAGUGCCACCUGAUGGGUAUUAAAAAAAUUUUUUUUCCUUCAAGAGGAGGGAAAAUGCAACCAAUAGCAUCUCUGUCAUCAUUCAGGUUUUCUUACAUGGUACA
Messenger RNA from Odobenus rosmarus divergens (Pacific walrus), 2483 nucleotides. RefSeq names its product T-box 4 (gene TBX4). Gene Ontology annotation, cellular component: nucleus. NCBI's taxonomy places the organism in Eukaryota, Metazoa, Chordata, Mammalia, Carnivora, Odobenidae. Gene Ontology annotation, biological process: angiogenesis; regulation of transcription by RNA polymerase II; positive regulation of DNA-templated transcription. The transcript is spliced from 8 exons. The record is from RefSeq and is a predicted model, not a curated record. Gene Ontology annotation, molecular function: DNA-binding transcription factor activity, RNA polymerase II-specific; RNA polymerase II cis-regulatory region sequence-specific DNA binding. The coding region runs from base 40 to 1698 and encodes 552 amino acids.